GGAGGAAGCCGCGAGGCCGCAGCCCACCCACCCCGGGCUCCGGAGAGGUGCAGCCCCCGGCCCCCAAUCCCUCCCGGGGGCGCCAGGAAGCCGCCUGUCCCCAGGAAAACGUGGUCUCAGCUGUGGGGGGUCUCGAGCUGGCCUCGAUCCCUCUCUCUGACACAAGAAGAGGCCCGGCGCCUCACCCUCGCCCGGUCUUUGUGCAGGGCGCCGGCGGCCAUUGUGUCCGUGCGGGGAAUGGAGGACCCAGCAAUCCCGCACCGCCACCGCCACGUCCAGGGCCUUUGGGGAAUUCAUAGAAAACCAGCGGCGUUUCUGGGGGGUCCCUGGCUUUCAGCCGCCCAGAAAGGCCCGGGGAUGGCCUUUCCAAAGUCAGAGCGCAGAUCUGAGGCAGUUUUUCCCUCUCUCCGCCCCUCAUCGAAACCUUGAGCCCCAUUGAGAAGUCCCUUCAGGGUUUCUUCGGAAGCCUCACCCUGGGCUGGUACUUAAAUAGAAAAAAACAAAAACUAAACCUCACACCAGCCAUCUCCGAGAGAGUUCUCGUUGCUCCCAGUAGGAGGCGGAGAGCCAAGGGGCGUGCAAGAGCGAGGGGGCUGGGCUCCCGGGUGGCAGGAGGCCGCGGCUGCUGAGCGGCCGCCCUCGAUCUGGGCGAUGGAGGAGGAAGCAAGCGAGGGGGCCAGUUCUUGAGCUUCGUAAUUCCUGUGUCGCCUUGUGAGCUCUCAUUCCGUCGGGUCGCAUGAUCCCUCCAGCCGUAGCUGCUUUUUUUGCCAGCCGCCGCGAGGCCGGUUGAGUUACCGGCAUCCCGGCUGCCACCUCCUAGCCCGACCUAUGAUACAAAAGAUCUUCCGGGGGCUGCACCUGCCUGCCGUUGCCCGAGACAUUUGAAUCUCUUUCUCUCCCUUCAGAACCUUAUCUUGGCUUUGGAUCUCAGAAGAGAACCACUAAGCAGAGACAAGACUCAGUGAGUGAGCAGGUGUUUUGGACAAUGGACUGGUGGAGCCCAUCCCUAUUAUAAAAAUGUCUCAGAGCAACCGGGAGCUGGUGGUUGACUUUCUCUCCUACAAGCUUUCCCAGAAAGGAUACAGCUGGAGUCAGUUUAGUGAUGUGGACGAGAACAGAACUGAGGCCCCAGAAGGGACUGAAUCAGACAUGGAAACCCCCAGUGCCAUCAAUGGCAACCCGUCCUGGCACCUGGCAGACAGCCCUGCGGUGAAUGGAGCCACUGGCCACAGCAGCAGCUUGGAUGCCCGGGAGGUGAUCCCCAUGGCAGCGGUGAAGCAAGCGCUGAGGGAGGCAGGUGAUGAGUUUGAACUGAGGUACCGGCGGGCAUUCAGCGACCUGACAUCCCAGCUCCACAUCACCCCAGGGACGGCAUAUCAGAGCUUUGAGCAGGUAGUGAACGAACUCUUCCGGGAUGGGGUGAACUGGGGUCGCAUUGUGGCCUUUUUCUCCUUCGGUGGGGCACUGUGCGUGGAAAGCGUAGACAAGGAGAUGCAGGUAUUGGUGAGUCGGAUCGCAGCUUGGAUGGCCACUUACCUGAAUGACCACCUAGAGCCUUGGAUCCAGGAGAACGGCGGCUGGCCACCCAGUUCCCUUCCUGGGAGAAUGGACUCUGUAGACAUAAGCAAACACGACACUUUCGUGGAACUCUAUGGGAACAAUGCAGCAGCCGAGAGCCGGAAGGGCCAGGAGCGCUUCAACCGCUGGUUCCUGACGGGCAUGACUGUGGCUGGCGUGGUUCUGCUGGGCUCGCUCUUCAGUCGGAAAUGACCAGACACUGACCACCCACUCACCCGCCACCCCCAUCCUGCCCUCACCGCACCCUCCGUCCAGCCACCAUCGCCACCAGGAGAACCACUACAUGCAGCCCACGGCCACCCACACAUCACAGGGUUGGGCCUAGACCUGGUCCCCCGCAGUUAGUUUUCUAGAAUUUACCAUGCUUCUGUGAAAGCCGCCUUCCCCGGCACCUCAGUUCUCCCGGCCUCAAAACCCACAAAAUUUCCCCAGAAUCUGCCCCGUGGAAGCUCAUAGGUUUGGGGGGAAUUGUGACUGGGAGCUGGAGUGCCCUGCCUGAUUGGUGGAACCCCUGCCCCCUUAGCCUCCCUGAGGAUGCUUUCCUGCCAGGGAGCUGGAAAGUUUUCUGACCCUUUUCCCCAGAAAGAGAGACUAGAUUGCCUUCAUUUUGAUGUGUGUGGCCUCAGAAUUGAUCAUUUCCUGUCUCUCCCUCCUCCUGGACCUGGGCUCCCCUUCCAUUUAUCCCCACCCUCCAAGCUUAGGGGCCACUUCUGACUAAUUAGGGAUUCAGGCUGCUUAGCAUAAAGAAACAAGGACCAGGACCCCCUCCCCACCUUUGGCCUGGCCAAAGUCCCUACCCUCAAUCCCAGUGUCCUCUAGAGACCUCUGGCUAGAGGCCAGCCCCACCUGGGAUGGGGGAGCUGUAGCUGCAGGAAGCACCCCAUGCCAAAGCUCGGGUGGCCCUUGCAGUUGAGCACCACCCCAGUUCCCUUCCCCUUCCCCGGCUCCCAUGACCAUGACUGAGGAACCGACUGGGCCCAAGAUAGGUGCCCCAGAGCUGUUUAUGGCCUCAGCUGCCUCGCUUCCUGCAAGGAGAUCGUCCUGUGGCACCUUUGCCUUGGGCUGCUGCCCAUGGGGUUCAGGGGCCUCCGCCCAGAUGUGAGGGGGAGCCACAGGGAACAGCUGUGGGAGCCCUGGGGUCUUCCCUACCUCAGGCAGGAAGGGCAGGAAAGAGAGCCUUGUGCGUGGGGUGGAGGUAGGGCUGGCUGGAGGGGCCAGUCCUGCCUAGCCUGAACGAUUUGUGCCCCACCCCCGUUCAGCCUGGGCAGCCGGGCUGCCAAGGUCAGGGUGGCCUGGCCGGGAGCUCUUCAGGCCUCCCUCUCUCCUCUGCUCCACCCAUGGCCUGUCUCAUCCAUGGGGGUCCUGGCCUAGCCCUGGCCACCCCGGGCUCUCUGCUGUACAUAUUUGAGACUAAUUUUUAUUCCUUGUGAAGAUGAUAUACUAUUUUUGUUAAGCGUGUCUGUAUUUAUGUGUGAGGAGCUGCUGGCUUGCUGUGCGUGUGCACGUGGAGAGCUGGUGCCCGGAGAUUGAACGGCCUGAUGCUCCCUCCCCUGCCCUGGUCCGGGGAAGCCAGCCGGGGGUCCUGGCUCCUGAGGGGCACCUGUCCCUCCCCCAACCCCCACCCCACACUUGUUCCAGCUCUUUGAAAUAGUCUGUGUGAAAGUGAAGGUGCAGUUCAGUAAUAAACUGUGUUGACUCGGUGAACAAAGGGCCUGGGCUCUUGUG
Messenger RNA from Balaenoptera musculus (blue whale), 3303 nucleotides. It is a transcript of the gene BCL2L1, whose product is annotated as BCL2 like 1. Gene Ontology annotation, biological process: intrinsic apoptotic signaling pathway in response to DNA damage; negative regulation of intrinsic apoptotic signaling pathway; extrinsic apoptotic signaling pathway in absence of ligand. The coding region runs from base 1018 to 1770 and encodes 250 amino acids. The transcript has 4 exons. The record is from RefSeq and is a predicted model, not a curated record. Gene Ontology annotation, molecular function: protein heterodimerization activity; protein homodimerization activity. NCBI's taxonomy places the organism in Eukaryota, Metazoa, Chordata, Mammalia, Artiodactyla, Balaenopteridae. Gene Ontology annotation, cellular component: mitochondrial outer membrane.